This is a messenger RNA of Miscanthus lutarioriparius, 486 nucleotides long. The record is from the annotation of a GenBank genome assembly. NCBI's taxonomy places the organism in Eukaryota, Viridiplantae, Streptophyta, Magnoliopsida, Poales, Poaceae.
AUGGAGAAGGAGAGGAAGCAGGGGUUCUUCGCUGCGCUCAAGGAGGAGGUCGUACGGGGGCUGUCGCCGGCGAGCUCCAGAGGCAAGUCCCCGGCGCCGCCGCGGAGCGCGUCGCCGGUGAGGAUGCUGGUCCCGCGCCGGAGCAAGGCGCCCGCGGCUCCGCCGCCGCCGCCGCUGUCUGAGAAGGUGCUGCAGCAGUACCUCGGGGAGCAGCUCGUGGCCCGCUCGGGCAGCCUGCGCCUCGGCGGGGAGGCACUGGCGCCGCUCAUCGAGGGGCCCGAGGCCGAGCGCCUCGCCGUUGGCGACCCCGACGCCGAGGACUCCGGCCGCCGCGAGGGGUUCGGGCACUGGGUCUACGGCCACCUGACGCGCACGCCGUCCAUGGCCUCCUCUGCCGCAGCUGCUGCUGGUGGUCCCGGCGGGUCCAGCGGCUCGUUGUUUCACGCUCGUGGGUCGCCGGAGCCGCCGCUCGCGUCGAGUCCGUAG